Cucurbita moschata (crookneck pumpkin) is the source of this 1619-nucleotide messenger RNA. RefSeq names its product protoheme IX farnesyltransferase, mitochondrial-like. Gene Ontology annotation, molecular function: protoheme IX farnesyltransferase activity. The record is from RefSeq and is a predicted model, not a curated record. The coding region runs from base 108 to 1466 and encodes 452 amino acids. Gene Ontology annotation, cellular component: mitochondrion; membrane. NCBI's taxonomy places the organism in Eukaryota, Viridiplantae, Streptophyta, Magnoliopsida, Cucurbitales, Cucurbitaceae. Gene Ontology annotation, biological process: heme biosynthetic process. The transcript is spliced from 7 exons.
AAAUAAACAAAAAAUAUUAAUAAUAAUUUCUACCUCCGCCAUUGAACCUCUGAUUAUCGACUUCGGUCAGAUCCCAAAUCCGUCCCCUCGCCACCGCCGCUGCCGCUAUGUGGAGAAACUCCCGGAGUUUCUCAUCCAAACUCCGGUCAUCAUCUUCCUCUUCCAAUCCUUCAACCACAACCUCCAUUUUCACUUUCUAUCAUCCCAUUGGCGUCGCUCAGCCGUGUCUGCGCGCCCUCUAUCCUUAUACAUCAUCAUUAUUUUCCUCUCUAUCUCUGUCGGCGUCCUCCUCGGAUCCCAUCAGACUAGGUUUUUCGAAUUCCCAUGGAGUUCGGGGCUUUUCGAGCGUUGCUGAUCCAUCAUCUUUGGCUUCCUCAUCGGUGGUUUCCAGAGCCAGGGAGGCCGUGAAUUUAUCUCGCCACUAUGGUCGCUGUUACUGGGAGCUCUCCAAAGCUCGUCUUAGCAUGCUAGUUGUUGCAACUUCUGGGACUGGGUUUGUUCUCGGGAGUGGAAGUACUGUGGACCUUGGGGGACUUUGUUGGACUUGUGCUGGUACAAUGAUGGUUGCAGCAUCUGCAAACUCCUUAAAUCAGGUUUUUGAAAUAAAGAAUGAUGCUAAAAUGAAGAGAACGCACCGCAGACCACUACCCUCAGGGCGCAUCACAAUACCACAUGCAGCAACCUGGGCAACUUCUGUUGGUUUAAUUGGCACUGCUAUGUUAGCUACCAAGGCUAAUAUCUUGGCAGCUGGUCUUGCGGCUUCAAAUUUGAUUCUCUAUGCAUUUGUAUAUACCCCACUUAAGCAGAUUCACCCUGUAAAUACAUGGGUCGGGGCCAUAGUUGGUGCUAUUCCACCACUUCUUGGGUGGGCUGCUGCUUCAGGACAAAUAUCUCUAAAUGCAAUGAUUCUGCCGGCUGCCCUUUACUUUUGGCAAAUACCGCAUUUUAUGGCUCUGGCAUAUCUUUGCCGUGAUGAUUAUGCUGCUGGAGGGUAUAAAAUGUACUCUCUUGCUGAUGCUACUGGUCAGAGAACUGCUGCAGUGGCUUUAAGAAACUGUCUGUAUCUCAUUCCUCUAGGCUACUUGGCUUAUGAUUGGGGCAUUACUUCUGGAUGGUUUUGUUUAGAAUCAUCCAUCCUCACGCUCGCAAUCACUGCGACCGCGUUUUCAUUCUACCGCCACUGCACGAUGCAGAAAGCAAGAAGGAUGUUUCAUGCUAGCCUCUUGCAUCUUCCUGUGUUCAUGUCAGGACUUCUAUUCCACCGUCUUUCCGAUAACAAGCAGACGAUGAAAGAAGAUAGCUCCAAGAGGAUGUUGGAUGAUCUAGUACAGGACGAUAGAUAUAAUGCCGAAAAGAUCAAGACGGAGCAUAGCCGAGGUGUUGCCCAAGGUCGACGACCGCCUGUUGCGUAUGCUUCGGUUGCACCCUUCCCUUUCUUGCCUGUUCCAGUAUAUGCUGACUCUUGAUGAACUUAGUUUGUCGUUGUAAACACCUUCCCUUUUGAAUGAAAUAAUGAGGAAGGAUCUCUCAUUAUAUAUAUAUAUAUAUAUAAUCAGUUAUUGCUCGUUUUGUAUGGUGAUAGAAUUACCCAGAGGCAUUCUACUGUGACAGUUUUGGAA